Molecule: messenger RNA, 2802 nt
Organism: Heterostelium album PN500
Lineage: Eukaryota; Evosea; Eumycetozoa; Acytosteliales; Acytosteliaceae
Gene: mtmr15
Product: fanconi-associated nuclease 1
Exons: 5
Coding region: 1-2802 (933 amino acids)
Biological process (GO): interstrand cross-link repair
Cellular component (GO): nucleus
Molecular function (GO): 5'-flap endonuclease activity; flap-structured DNA binding; 5'-3' exonuclease activity
Source: RefSeq, a predicted model, not a curated record
AUGGUAUAUAAUAGUAAUAAAAGAAAGACUACUAGUAGUAGUAGUGGAGGAGGUGGUGGGAGUGGAGGUAAAGCUAAUAACAAUAGUAGUAGUCAAAAUAAUAAAAAUAGUAAUAUAUCACCUACACAAUUGAGUAUUUAUAAAUCUGUGAGUGAUAAGGUAUUCCCUUCGUUCAGUGGGCGACAAGCAUCGAUGCUUGAAUUCUUUCCAAAGAAAAAGGUUGAAUCUAAAUCAUCACAGGAGGUAGAGGUUGUGGAAGAUGACAACGGUGUCAUAACAAAGACAACUACAACCACUACCACUGUAACAACCGUUGUUACCAAAGUAAUGUCAACACCAACAACAUCACCAUCACCAUCACAACAACAACAUCAACAACAAUCACAAAAACUAUUAUUAUCACCUAUUCCAUUCGAUAUUUCCAAUACCACAACAAGUCAAUCAACAACAACAACACCAUUACAAUCACCUCAAUCUCAACAAGCAUCACAAAUAAUAGAUUUAGAAGAUGAAGAUGAAGAUGAUAAAGAUGAACAACAUCACUUUUUAAAGAAACAAAAAAGAACUUCAAUAACAGACAACAAUAACAAUAAUAGUAUAGUUAUAAAAGAUGAAAUAGUAUUGAUAAAAGAUGAACCUAAUAAUAUUAGUAGUACUCCACCGUCGUCGUUAUCAUUGUCAGAUUCACCUACUCAAGCAUCAUCAUCAUCACCAUCAUUGACUUCAGAAGAGAAUGCAGAUUACUCUAGAUACUAUUUGAAUGAUUUCAUCACUGUUACAGACACUGUUAUCAGUAGAGAUUCACAUCUGUUUGAAGAGGAGGAGUUGUCAAUGGUAGAGAGAUUCCACUCGAUGAACGACAGUGCGCGACAUCUCUUUGUUCGGCUGUACAACCGAAAAGGUCCGUGGUUCCGGCGAGAUUCAAUAUUCUACGAUGAGAUCAAAAAUAUCAAGAGCAGCUGCGAUGAGUUGGUGACCUGUCAGUUUCUUCACUUGUACGACACCAAACACGACGAUUACAAUGAACUGGCACCAAUCCUAACGGUCUCAACCAUCAAGAAGAUCAUCGGUAACGCUUCGCUACCGAAAGACUCUACGAAACCGGCGCUGCUCGAGCUGCUGAAAGGCAAUCCCAGUAGAGGACAAUCGACACUGAUGUUUAACAUCAGUUCGCAAUCUUCGCCGAAACAGCGAUACAAGAAACUGGUGGAGGAUAACAUUGGCGUAUGUUUCAAAGUCAACGAUAGCGUUGUCAAACUCUGGAGAAUGAUUCAUCAUCUUUUCUUUUACAAUUGGCAAAUACAUAACUCGACGUCGCUCAUUGUUAACAAUAUUAUGGGUAUCGAAUUUCCAGAGUAUAAGAUAUGGGAUGGUAAUAGCAAUAGCAAUAGCAAUAACAAUAAUAAUAGCAAUAAGAGUAAGAGUAAUAAUCAUGGAGAAUCACGAAAUAUCUUUGAAACAAGAGCAUCGCUUUUGGAGUUUGAAGAUGUCAAGGCGAUAGAGGAGAGAUUCGACAGUACCAACAUUAAGUCGACUGGAAACGAUCAAGAUGAGUUGAAUACAGUGAUAUCAAUGAUAAAUGAUUGUGCAGAGAAGUUAUCAAAUAUGACAAAUAAUAAAUUGAGCAAUAAUAAUAAUAGCAACAACAAUAUUGGAAGUAGGAAUAACAUUACAUUUGCACUAAGAUUUACACCUGGUUGGGUUUAUACACGUGUUUUAACAAGUGGAAUUGCACUGCUCGAGAAACUUAAGGAGUAUGAUAAGGCUAUAUUCCAUCUGAUGGUACUGACAGAGGUGCCUUUCUGUCCUGGAAAACGUGGACAUUGGUGGCAGCGAAUGAUCAUCAAUAUGAAACAUCUGAAUCGAAGUGACGAUGCUCUUGUAAUUUGUGAACGUGCAUUAAAAGAUGAAAAAGUGACAAGUGGUGAUAGAUUAGCUUUGGAAAAUCACUAUUUACAAUUGACAAGAAAUAAAAAUAUUAAUGUACCAGACGGUCUUAUUAAAAUGGCACAUACAAUAAGAAAAGCAAAUCCAGUCACUGUUUAUUGUGAAAAAGUGGAAACUGGACUGCCAGGCCGUAAAAGUAGAUACUUUAUAGAGAAUCCAGAGGAUAAAGAGAAAUCACCAAUUAUUACCAAUGUUGAAGGAGUUGCACUGAAUUAUUAUGCAACGGAAUGUAAAGAAAAGUGGAAAGGUAUUCAUUGUGAAACCUCUAUAUUUCUAUCGAUGUUUGUUUUGUUUUUCUGGGAUAUCAUUUUCGACUCUGACAUUCCUUUUGUAUUUCAAUCACCGUUCCAAGAUGCACCUCUGGAUUUCGGAACAAGCGAAUUCUAUAUAUCAAGAGCGCACCUAAUCAACAAAAGAGCGGAAGAACUCAAAAAUAGUACACGUGAUGAACGUAAAGCAAUACUUGAAUAUAUCUGGGAGAAAUAUCAUGGAAGAGUAGUUAGAUGUAUAAAUUGGGAUAAAUAUUCUUUAGAACAAUUAAUUGAUAUCUCAGAUCAUGUUGGAGGUGGAUUGAUUGGAUAUUGUUCAAAGCUGAUAACUGAAGACUAUACAUGCUUUUCACAUGGUAUGCCCGAUCUUCUUUUGUGGUCUCGUAAUCCCGAUGAUCAGUUAGAAGAGUCCUACUUUAUUAAAUUUGUCGAAGUAAAAGGCGCAGGUGACACACUCAGCAAUCAACAAAAAGUUUGGAUCGAUAUGUUAUUGAAUUUUGGAUGUGAUGUUGAUUAUUAUAGUAGUAGUAGCAUAGUAGUCUCAAAUCAUAUUCUUAAUGAGACAAAUUCACUCCAUGUAUUUUAG